GGGCGGGGCGGCGGGCUCGGUGCUCUGCCCGUCGUGCCUGGCCAGCGAGGCGCUCCUUCACCCAGCCGUCGCAGUCGCUUUCCUGAGCCGGAGCGGAGCUGGCGGAGAGAUGGCCUCCCAGCCGCCGCCGCCCCCCAAACCCUGGGAGACUCGCCGAAUUCCCGGGGCCGGCCCCGGGCCGGGCCCCGGCCCCACUUACCAAUCUGCUGAUUUGGGCCCUACUUUAUUGACAAGACCUGGACAACCAUCACUUACAAGAGUGCCCCCACCUAUUCUUCCCAGGCCAUCCCAGCAGACAGGGAGCAACAAUGUAAACACUUUCAGACCUGCUUACAGUUCAUUUUCUUCUGGAUACGGAGCCUACGGAAAUUCAUUUUAUGGAAGCUAUAGCCCUUAUAGUUACGGAUACAAUGGUUUGGGCUUUAACCGCCUCCGUGUAGAUGAUCUUCCUCCCAGUAGGUUUGUUCAGCAAGCUGAGGAAAGCAGCAGAGGUGCAUUUCAGUCCAUUGAAAGUAUUGUGCAUGCAUUUGCCUCUGUCAGCAUGAUGAUGGAUGCUACUUUUUCAGCCGUCUAUAACAGUUUCAGGGCUGUAUUGGAUGUAGCAAAUCACUUUUCCCGGCUAAAAAUACACUUUACAAAGGUUUUUUCAGCCUUUGCAUUAGUUAGGACUAUAAGAUAUCUUUAUAGACGGUUACAGUGGAUGAUGGGUUUAAGAAGAGGCUCUGAGAAUGAGGACCUGUGGGCAGAAAGCGAAGGAACUGUGGCCUGCCUUAGUGCUGAGGACCAGGCAAAUAACUCAGCAAAAUCUUGGCCAAUAUUCCUGUUCUUUGCUGUUAUCCUUGGCGGUCCUUAUCUCAUCUGGAAACUUCUGUCUACACACAAUGAUGAAGUAACAGACAACACCAACUGGGCAAGUGGUGAGGAUGACCAUGUAGUUGCAAGAGCAGAAUAUGAUUUUGUUGCCGUGUCUGAUGAAGAAAUUUCUUUCCGUGCUGGUGAUAUGCUAAAUUUAGCCCUCAAAGAACAACAACCCAAAGUGCGUGGUUGGCUUCUGGCUAGUCUUGACGGUCAAACAACAGGACUUAUACCUGCAAAUUAUGUCAAAAUUCUUGGUAAAAGAAGAGGCAGAAAAACAAUAGAAUCAAGUACAAUGCUCAAGCAACAACAGUCUUUUACCAACCCAGCAUUAAUUAAAGGUGUCACUACCACCAAUUCUUUGGAUGAACAGGAAGCUGCCUUUGAAUCUGUUUUUGUUGAAACUAAUAAGGUUUCCAGUGCACCUGAUUCUACAGGGAAAAAUGGAGACAAACAAGAUCUUUGAUGUGUUUCAUGUUUGUGGGCAGGUGAACAAUAUUUUAGAGUAUUUUUAAAAAUUAUUUCUUACAGAGAAAUUAAUUUGCAGUUGAAUGAAAGCAUUUGCUCAUGGCUGUGCCGAGUGUUCUGCUGCUAGAAGUUAUGUAGUCACGUGCUAGUUGCUGGUCGAGUGAUCUGGCUACACUUGACAGUCUUGUGGACCAUGAGGACAUUUGUUUCACCUAGCUUUUAAGAUUAUGGAGAUAGUUGUCAGCUCCAUCUUAUCUCAGUCCCCAGGCUUAUUGGAACAGUAAAUUUGAUGAACAGUAGAACACACAAGUUGCCUCAGAAGGGAUCAUUAAUGCUUUUUAAAGUUCUGAAUUAGUUGACUUGAGGUCUUCAAAAAUUGAGUGAUAACAUCUACUUAUAAGAACAGACAAAAGGCUAAAUUUUUUUAACCUUAUAAAUAAACUAAAUAAUAAAAAUUUUCUCAUCUGUAUUA
Mus pahari (shrew mouse) is the source of this 1795-nucleotide messenger RNA. RefSeq names its product peroxisomal biogenesis factor 13 (gene Pex13). Gene Ontology annotation, molecular function: protein binding. The transcript is spliced from 4 exons. The coding region runs from base 110 to 1321 and encodes 403 amino acids. Gene Ontology annotation, biological process: protein import into peroxisome matrix, docking. Lineage: Eukaryota; Metazoa; Chordata; Mammalia; Rodentia; Muridae. Gene Ontology annotation, cellular component: peroxisomal importomer complex; peroxisomal membrane; peroxisome. The record is from RefSeq and is a predicted model, not a curated record.